Acanthaster planci (crown-of-thorns starfish) is the source of this 2313-nucleotide messenger RNA. RefSeq names its product SBDS ribosome maturation factor (gene sbds). The record is from RefSeq and is a predicted model, not a curated record. Lineage: Eukaryota; Metazoa; Echinodermata; Asteroidea; Valvatida; Acanthasteridae. Gene Ontology annotation, biological process: ribosome biogenesis; cytosolic ribosome assembly.
GGUACGGUCUAGAUUUCGUGACAUUGUGACAUACCGCUUCACGGAACUGCCAAAAACUUGAGAGUUUCAUUGACAGGUCUGCUGCGAUUUCACAACUGACAUCAUGGCAGCAAUAUUUACACCGACAAACCAGAUUCGACUGACGAAUGUGGCCAUUGUAAGGAUGAAAAAGGCCGGGAAACGGUUCGAAAUCGCUUGCUACAAAAACAAGGUUAUGUCCUGGAGGAACAAAGUUGAGAAAGACAUCGAUGAGGUUUUACAGACGCACACAGUGUUUACCAACGUGUCCAAAGGCCAAGGGGCAAAGAGAGAAGAUCUGAUGAAGGCCUUUAAUACCGAAGACCAGACAGAAAUAUGCAAACAGAUUUUAGCCAAAGGUGAACUCCAGGUGUCAGAGAAAGAACGUCAGCAACAGCUUGAGUCCAUGUUCCGUGACAUUGCCACCAUCGUCGCUGAGAAGUGCGUUAACCCCGAGACCAAGAGGCCAUACACCGUGGGAAUGAUAGAGCGAGCGAUGAAGGAUGUCCACAUAUCGGUGAAACCCAACAGAGGCACCAAACAGCAGGCCCUGGAUGUCAUCAAGAAGCUGAAGGAGACGGAGACGAUGCCCAUCGACCGUGCCCAGAUGAGGCUUAGGAUCACCCUGCCGGUCAAGGAAGGCAAAAAAGUCAAGAGCAAACUGAAGUCUUUGAUUAAAACCAUGGAGAGAGAGGAGUUUGGAGAGGAACUGGAGAUGGUUUGUCUGGUUGAUCCAGGCUGCUACCGAGAGAUGGAUGAGCUGGUGCGCUCCAGUACCAAGGGGCAGGGAACCGUGGAAGUCCUGGAUCUGAAAGACAUCGAGGAAGGAGAUGAGAGAUUAGAAUGAAAGUAAUUAUAAAGCAGGGUUUACAGUUCUGUGAAGAUACGAGGCCUUGCUCAAGUGACCUCGGUCGAGUUCUUGCACAGCUGAAUAUUGAGUUGUAAGCAGCAGAGGGACUGGCUCACAGAAGACAUUUUAAGUAAAUGUUAAAAAAUUGCCAGUUAGGACACUCACAGUCCAUGGUCAGAAUUGAAACUUGUGAGAGUUUGCUUACCAAAUGCAUUCUUGUUCCCUGAAUGCCAUCUUGAGGGUCGCCAUCUCUUACCACACCUUGUUUGACCUUUAGCCUGUUGAUUCAUUUAGAGCAAAAUGGUACGUUUCAUUUUCUAUGAGCCAAUGUGGUUUUGGUCACCUUCCUCCAUGGUCGGAACAGGGCAUUUGUGGUUUCAUAUCCUACUGGAGCCAGGGUUUCUGUGAGAUGUACACAGUAUCCCAUUCAAAAGAAGACUGGUCCCAGCUUGUCUUCGCUACUAGUCUAGAAUGUAGUGGACAGGCUGGGCACCUGAUUGUCAUCUAGGGAUACAAAAGAGCCCUCUAUAGUUUAUGUAGAAAGCCAGUAGGGUUCAAUUCAAUCUGUUGAAUACAAGUACAACUUGAGGUCACUGAUGUACAUGAUUUGCAACUGUGCUGGUGGAUAGCAGACUUUUUUAGUUUGGUUUUUACCAUCUUGUGGAGAAACUGCAAAGCAAGAAAGUCAGGCGGUGUUUGUCUCAUUGGGAAUCAACACCGUGAUAUCUUGCUGAAAUGGCAGUUUGGGGGGCGUACGGUGGCGAUAAGUUCCCAUAUUCUGUGCAAUAAUCCACUGAUUUGAUAUUCGAAGUUUAUUUUUUGUGAGGAUUUGCUCAUUGGCAAGCAUGGCUAAAGAAAUGUUGACCCUGCUAAAUGCUUAAGUUAAAAGCGUUUGUACCUGACAAAGCUUGUCUUCCAUCAGUUGAUCUUGUCUCUUGACCUCUCAACUGGCAUCAGUGUAGUGGUAGUCAUCUGCACCAGACAGACGGUGAACUAUUUGAGAAUCGCAUGCAUAUGAAACGACAAUGACUUCAAGAAGUGCAACGACAGUCUUCCGUGUACAAAAGAUACCAAACUAAAGGAAGCAAGCUGUCUAGAGGGUGUGGGUAUCACCAGAAAAUUUUCCAAGGGUGCCACACCCCUUCCCCAGGUGUGCCCAUGAAUCUAUUUGGAUCUGAAAGCUUUCAAAUGCCUUCAAAUUUGAUACAGCAUUUGAAUAGUACAUGUAACUAGUCUAAAUUCAAACUAGGGUUAUCUUCAAAGUUUUAACUUGUCUUUGAGUUAUGUAAUUAUGUUCAUUGUUUGCAUUUUGAUUUGGCACAAACUGGCUUGUAAAUAAAUAUCUAUUGAGAAACUGCCAAACAGUAGAGGAAAUCUGGUCUUUGUUAAAGUAACUUGAGGAUCCUUUAAUUAAACUGGGUUCUACUAGGUCGUUAUUAACUGGA